Anopheles darlingi is the source of this 1703-nucleotide messenger RNA. RefSeq lists its product as uncharacterized. The record is from RefSeq and is a predicted model, not a curated record. Lineage: Eukaryota; Metazoa; Arthropoda; Insecta; Diptera; Culicidae. The transcript has 4 exons. The coding region runs from base 117 to 851 and encodes 244 amino acids. Gene Ontology annotation, cellular component: septate junction; membrane. Gene Ontology annotation, biological process: regulation of tube size, open tracheal system; septate junction assembly.
CUACACUUCACUUCUCACUUCUCGGUGCAUUCGUGCAUUGUUUUUAGGAAUUUCGUAUAGUUUAGAAUCCUUUUUUGUGACUCCUUUUACUAGUCCUUAGUGCCUUUUCUGUUAGAAUGUCUUCGUUGAGCGUGGAGAAGAACGAGUACCCGAAAGCGUCCAACGCUCUGGUUCUCGGUGCCGUGCUGUCGUAUGUUGCGGCCGUCUUCCUGCUGAUGAGCUUUUGUUCCCCUUACUGGAUCGUGUCCUAUCCGGAAUCUUUUAGCAAUUUUAAGAACAUGGGACUGUGGGAGUACUGCUUCCGGGAUUUCACCUAUCCGUACUAUCAAUUCCCCAAGCAGUUCAACGGAUGCCAUCACAUCUUCAGCGAGGAGUACUAUGUCAUUAGAGAAUAUUUGCUACCCGGAUGGCUGAUGGUGGUACAGGGAUUCGUCACAAUAUCCUUCCUGUUUACUUUCGGUUCGCUGAUCAUUAUGGCUUGUGAGCUCAUCAGAUGGCCAUUGAAGUUCGUACUGCGCUACGAGUGGCUGCUGAGCAGCAUUUCCUUUGCCGGAAUCGCCUCAUCCUCCUUUUUCAUGUUUCUGGCAGUGGCCAUCUUCGGUGGGAAUGCAUAUCGUCGUGACUGGUUGAUGUACCCCAAAUUCAAUGUGUUCUCGUGGUCAUACGAGCUGGCCGUCGUAUCUUUUAUUAUUCUGGGCCUUGCAUCGCUACUACUGUACAAGGAAUCGCGCAAAUCGUACGAAAUGCGCCGUGAGGCCAAGAAUUUGGUGAUGCAGAUGCAGAUGCAUGAACCGGGAUAUAAUCCGUCGCACCAUACUAGCAGAAGUCUACACAGCGGUGGCUACAUAUAAAUCACGCAAGCUAAAUCCCUCCUUAAACGGAAUCUCCUCAUAUCAUUCCGAUCUUAAAAGUUCCCAUUUUUCCCAUAUACAUAUCCCGGUAUCCCCAGGUCUCCGCUGCCCAACGAAACGGGAGAGUAAUAAUUGUAACGCUUUUUGCUUCUUAUACACACGAAGAUCCGUAAAGCAGGAUAAUACGAGUAAUGCGCACAUUUUGCGCGACGCACCUUUAAUAUAUUGAAGGACUCCUUUUUAGAACAUCAUACACGCGUACACGUGGCCUUUUAAUAGUAACGGUCUUAAAGUCUUAAGACGAUCGCACACAGCGCACGGAACUGAGAGAAAAAAAAUUAGUGCCUCUCUCUAGCACAGGGACAUCGUUAACAAUCGCAGAUCGUUUCGAAUCGUAUUCCACUUCCAACACGUACUUGAAAAAGCGGUUUUAUUUUAUUGUUUAUUGUGUUACUUUAGUUCUCCCAUUACCACCCGUCCCCGGUAUGCGAACCCGGUAUGGUUCAUACCGUUAAGCACAAUCACAAUGCUAGCUGAUAAUUUUGUAGUUUGUAGUGAUCUUGCCCUAAUGGUUUUGUUAUCGAAUCGCUCGUUGACACAUGGCAAGAAUGUUUCAGUACUAGCAACGAAUAAUCUCAUUUAUAAUCUUUUUCCGUCCAUGAGAGUAUUGUUUAGUUUAAGCCAUUUGGCACCAUUACAUUCCAUUGCUUCAUGUAGCAAUAGGAAGAGGAAACAUAACUGUAUUGUACGUACUCUAGGCAGUUUAGCCGCGCGUUUAUCGAUCAUUGGUCGAUAGGAGAGGCGCAGAUUUGGUGUAAUAAAAUGAUAAUAAAAACUAAGUCUCAAACUUUC